This is a messenger RNA of Paramecium octaurelia, 661 nucleotides long. The record is from the annotation of a GenBank genome assembly. Lineage: Eukaryota; Ciliophora; Oligohymenophorea; Peniculida; Parameciidae.
AUGGAAUUAUUAAACCAUUAGGAGAAGGAAUUACUAAGCAAAUAUAACAAAUACAUUUCAAAUAGUAAGACAUAAGAACCAACUAAAUAUUCCGAUAUAUUUAUUGGAAAACAUGAAGUAGAUUGUGGGUAAUUAAGAGAUGAGUUCAAAUUUCAAAAUACAAAAAUGGGGGUCAAAUCUUCAUCAGCCAAUAAGAGAAAUGAGUUCAAAAAUAUUAUGUCAGAGUUGAGAAGUUCUUAGAAUUUAAAGAGAGAAAAUGAAAAUAGGAAUUAAAAUAGUGUGUUAAUUUAAGAAAAUUCAAGAUAAAAAUAAUAAUAAUAUGAUUAGAAUUAGAUGUUUUUAAUAAGAGAAUGUUUGGAUAAGCCUGAGAAACAAGUAAGAUAGAUUUCAUCUAUAUCAUAAGAUAAUCCAGAAUAAAAAAAUAUCUAAGAGAAAUUGAAGUGUAGACAAUCAACAUUGGAUAUUUAAAAAUAAUUUAAUGAGUAUUAAUAACUAAUAAACACUUAGAAAACUAUUGUAGCAACUUGAAACCUUGAUAAAAAAGAAAAAAAUAGAUAGUAAAUUCUUAUUUUCCAUGAUUCAAAAACACAUUGAGGAGUGCCCCUAAUUUGGUAAGAGGGUUAAGGAAGAUAUAAAAGAACUAUUAUAGUAAUUAUUAUGA